Molecule: messenger RNA, 1687 nt
Organism: Drosophila innubila
Lineage: Eukaryota; Metazoa; Arthropoda; Insecta; Diptera; Drosophilidae
Exons: 4
Coding region: 26-1651 (541 amino acids)
Source: RefSeq, a predicted model, not a curated record
AGUAGUUAUUCGCCAUCUUUGCAACAUGUCGCUUCGGAAAAGUGCAGAAUCUGCGUCGACCAUUAAAAAUUAUACGAUUAUCAGUCGUUGGAUGUAUAAAACUUUAAACGACUGGCGAUUUGCUCUAAAAUUAAAUGGCUCAGACGUGUUAGUCUAUGAAGAAUAUAUUGAUUUUACAACCAAUGCGGACUACUUUGAAAAAUUCAUGCUCAUACUUGGCCAAUAUUGUCCAAAUUUAAUGCAUGUUCGUUUGUUUUUUUCUGGACACAAAAAUGAUACACUAGAAGAGGAUCUUUUGAAAUCCGUUCUACGAUUGCCAAAUGUGCAGUGUUUAAGUCUCUUUGAUGCUCCCAAAAUCGCAUUCACUGAAUUGAAAGAUGACUUUAAUCAGCUGACAACAUUAAAACUGUCUGGAAUUGAUGAGAAGAUAAGUAUUGACUGUUUUGCCGAUAUUCUUGGCUCUAUGGAAAAGCUGCAUAGCUUAGCUUACCAUUACAAAAAUCCCGAGGAAAAAUUUGUUGCCGCCUUAACAAAUCUAACAAAACUUAAAGCUCUAUCGUUGCUUUAUGCACCGGGACCUGAAUUAAAGCAGUUGAAAAAUUGUAACCAGCUAGAAAUAUUACAUCUUUAUAACAUUAAUGAGAAUAUGAGUACGGACGACUUUUUAGAUAUAUUCAAAUCAAUGGCUAAUCUACAUACCUUAUCGAGCAACUUUUUCGAGGAAAAUAGUCAUCUGGCCGGAGAUCUAAACAAAUUAAAUGCAUGUUGCCCACAACUAACUUAUCUAACGCUUAACCGAAAUUUAAAUAGUUACGGAAAGCUCGUCAAUCUAAAAUAUAUGAAAUUUGAUAUGGAUGAUAACAAUUUGUCAAUCGAAGAAUUGAUGAGAAUGCUUGUCCCAUACUAUGCAGACCGAUUGCAAAUUUUAGACAUUAGCACCAGUCCAAAACAUUCACAUACGAUGGAAAUUACCAAGCUUAAAAGGCUUAAAGCUUUUCUAUGUUGGUCAUGGCCCAGCAACUUAUUCAAAUGCCUAUCAGAGAUUGCAGAUCUUCAGCUAUUUUCUUUGGAAACAGAUGAGGAUAAUUUAAUCGAAAACGAUGCAAUAACAAACAUGAUUAAGAUUUCCAAAAAUUUAAAAUACCUACGCCUACCUUUGAAAAACAAAAAAGUUGAAGAAUUGGUUCUUGCAUUGCCGGAUGUUUUAAAUAGACGAAAAUUCAAGCCAGAUAAUCCUUUUGUGCUGUCUUUGAUUGGAAAGAUUGAAGUGCCCGAAAUAGAGCAAAAGUUAAAGGCCCUUCCUCACGGCGAUUUGCUACAGUUGGACUGGAACGGGAAAAUUUUUGCAUCUAAACUUAAGGAUAUCAUCGCAUCCUUACAAAGCUCACAGAAAAUUAUCGUUAAUAAUAUAUACCAAAAUCCAUGCAAAAUGGCAGGUGAUCGCUUGCAACCAGAUGAUCAUUGGAUGUCUAAUAUGAACUACAAAAUUGCUCUCAAAUCGUGUAGUAACAAAUUUAAUCUGGAGUACGAUGAGAUGCUCAUAAACAGAUGCCGAGAUAUGAGCAUUAAUAAUGCUGACUAUGAGCUAUUGAACAUGAUAUUUGCCUUUAAUUUUAAGUACGAAGCACUUGAUACGUACAAUGAAUGUUAAAAAAGUAUAAGUUAAUAUUUGAAAAAUAACUGCAAA